GAAGUAGCGGGGCAGUAGACGGAGACGGUGGAGAGAAAGAGUGUCUCUUUUCUUUCUCUUCUUCUUUCUUUUCUUCCUCUGUUUUAUUGUCUCGUGACUUUUUUAAUCUCAUGAUUCGGAGCCAAAACAGAGGAAAAGAAGUAGAAGAAGAAUUCCCGAAACAUUUGCAGGAGCCAUGGACCACAUGAACCACAGCACCAUGGAGAUGGACCACUCCCACCACCAUCACGACACCAUGCCCCCCCCCACCACCAGCGGACACGACCAUGGAGGAGGAGGGCAUGAUGGGAACCAUGGAGGACAUGGAGGAAUGGUGAUGACCUUUUACUUUGGCUACAACAACGUGGAGCUGCUGUUCACCGGGCUGCUCAUCAACUCACCUGGAGAGAUGGUCGGGGCUUGUAUUGGUGUCUUCCUGUUGGCUGUCCUGUACGAGGGGUUAAAGAUCGGCCGUGAGGUGUUGCUGCGUCGCAGUCAGGUCAACGUCCGCUACAACUCAAUGCCGCUCCCUGGGGCUGAUGGGACAGUGCUGAUGGAGACACACAAGACAGUCGGGCAGCGGAUGCUAAGCCCUGCCCACUUCCUGCAGACCCUUUUGCACAUCGUCCAGGUGGUCGUCAGCUACUUCCUGAUGCUCGUCUUCAUGACCUACAAUGGCUACCUGUGCAUCGCCGUGGCAGCCGGCGCCGGCAUGGGCUACUCUCUUCAGCUGGAGGAAGGCGGUGGUCGUUGACAUCACAGAGCAUUGCCAUUAGCUAACAUGUCGGUGUCACGUCAGAGGCUGACGAGCUACAAACCACUAGAAUGUUAGCUGCAAAUUCAGUUAGCGGAUAAAACGAGACACUAAAUUACAAAUGUUACUUUGUAACCAUGGUAACACCUUGUUAGAGGUUAGCGUGCACACUAACGAACAAAUGCAAGUAAGGAUCCUCGUUUUGCAGAAAACGACAGGCACUUAUUGUUGUGUUUUUAGCCAGAACUUAUUUUGCGUGUGAACUCCUGCAGGUGUCCGAGCUGGCCAAUCAAUGCUCGGAUCACCUCAGAGGGUUCUGAUUGGCCAGGUCACGUUCUGUCUUUUAAUUUCUUCUUUUCUGUGCCAUGACAACUGGAAGGUUAGUGCUAGCUGCUGCUAACCAAAGUGUUAGCGCACAUAGCUUACAUACGCUUCUUGUUUUUUAGUUAGGCGCUUGUUAGAACCACCAAUCAAAACACAGUAUUUAAACGUUUGUUUGUUUAGGGUUUAAUUUAUUAGUGAGUCAAUGUUUUACAAAAGUUUUUGUUUAGAUUUUUUUGAUUAUCUGAAAUUGUAAAAAAAAAAAGAAUAUUUUGAUGUUUUUUUGGUUUAAAUUUUUCUUAUCAAUGAAAUAAUGAACCCGUGAGCCACCUCUUUAAUCCAUCAGCCAGAUAACAACUGAAUUUACACAAAAUAAACUUAAAAAUACAAAUUACCCAAAUAUUUUACGUACAAAAAUAUUAGAACUUUUUUUCAUUUAGAUCUUUUGAUUGAACUGAAUCUAAAAUAUAAAUAAAACUUAAAUUAAUCAGCCCAGUUUAUAUUUUGGGAAAAAUCCUUAAGUUACAGAAGUUUAAAUUAAAUUGUAAAAGAAGAAAACAAAAUGUUCAGGAGUUUUUUGACAAAACAUGAGAUUUAGAUUUUUAAAAUUUUAAGCAUAAAAAAAAUCUGAUGUCACACAUGACAUCAAACACUCACCUGCUUCUUGAAUUCAUCAGCCGGUUUAUAUUUAGAGAUAAAUUUCAUGAAUGAGAUUUAGAAAGUCUACUUUUUAUUAAACAGCCAACAUGGCUGCUUCUGUUUCUUCCUGGGCCACCGUCGGCCUUAAACCUGACACCUGUUGCCUUAAAGUGGCUGACGAGUGGAAACGAAGUGCGGACUGGAGGCCAGUGUCUGUUCAACAUGUCUGUCAGCUGAAAACAGGACUCGUCAUUAACCCGGAGGCUCUACUAUUUCUCUCUCUCUGUUUUGUUGUAGUUGUUUGAGUCUGAGGUGAAAUGUUGUUCAUGGAAGCUCAGUUCAGACUGUGAUGACAGCAUGAAUUAUUAGAAAUAACCAAAACUUACUUAGGAAACUUCGGAAUCAGAUUUGGACUGAUUUCUAAGUCCGAUCGUCCUUUGGUUCUGGUCCAGUGGACUUUCACUGAUCUUGUGAUAUAUUGUGAUUUUUCUCCCACUGGAGAAGUGGGCAGAGUUUACUGUAUGGACCAAUGAGAUUGCAGGGAGAAAUGAGUCACUGGAUUUCUGUCUGGGACAAAAUGGUUAAACUAUAUUUUCACUUUUUUGUUUGUUUUUUUCCACACACUUUGUGGCCUACGUGAUCUACAUGUGGUCUACAUACUUUUGGCCACACUGGUGCACACUAAUGUGUUUUGACUAAGGGUGUCCACAUACUUUUGCCCAUGUGUUGUCUGUGUUUCUGGGGUUACAGCAGAUUAAACUUCAGAUUGAAUUUCUCAGUGUGAAUCGACUCAUCUCUGUCUGAUCGGUUGUUGUUGAUAAAUGAAGUUGAUGCUUUCUGAUUAAAACAUGAUGGAAACUGUCUGUGAAGGAAACUUAGACGAAAAUGUGUCUGAAAAUGUUUUAAUUGUUGUCACAAAUGCUGGAAUCAUUCAAAAAACUGUAAUAAAGUUUAUGAUGAAGAAGAA
Toxotes jaculatrix (banded archerfish) is the source of this 2660-nucleotide messenger RNA. It is a transcript of the gene slc31a1, whose product is annotated as solute carrier family 31 member 1. NCBI's taxonomy places the organism in Eukaryota, Metazoa, Chordata, Actinopteri, Toxotidae. Gene Ontology annotation, molecular function: copper ion transmembrane transporter activity. Gene Ontology annotation, biological process: copper ion transmembrane transport. Gene Ontology annotation, cellular component: membrane. The record is from RefSeq and is a predicted model, not a curated record.